This is a messenger RNA of Aspergillus chevalieri, 897 nucleotides long. RefSeq names its product monooxygenase fmaE (gene fmaE). NCBI's taxonomy places the organism in Eukaryota, Fungi, Ascomycota, Eurotiomycetes, Eurotiales, Aspergillaceae. Bases 1 to 897 code for a protein of 298 amino acids. The record is from RefSeq and is a predicted model, not a curated record. The transcript is spliced from 5 exons.
AUGUCUGAUUCGCUAUAUCGACUAACUCCGGAUAUCAAAAUGGCGUUCGAGUCACUAUCAAUCAAGAGCCCACAUUUAUCUUCCGGGGCUGUGAGCGCCAUCGUUACACAUAAUUUCCUCCGCGACACCUUCACAAUCCAAACCUGGCUGCUUAUCGGCGCCGCUCUCCAAUCCCUAUUAACAAUCCUACUACCACUUCCCUAUGCCAUCUUACCCGCAAUCUGUCUCUUAUCAUGGCGCGCCAUGCAUACCGUUCUUAUGGCAUUCGGCUAUAUCAGAAAUACCAAUAUGGAUGAUGUGGUGUGGGGGAAGUUCUCCGCGCAGGUUCCGGGGAGGGACGGGAUGUUGCCGGAGAAGGGGGCGGCGGAGGAUGUUACGGUUAUUAUGUUGGGGGCGAGAUCGAAUCAUCCGCUUGGCAUCUUCGGCCCCGGGUAUCAACAGGUAGGAGACUUCAUGAACAAAAUGCUAGCCCAGCUAGAAGGGAACGCAGAGGAAUAUGGCUUCCUCGGCUCCACGACGUACCUCGAAGCCACCGCACGCAAAACCAGCAACCAAUCCAUAAUACUAUGCUACUUCCGGUCGAUUGAAGAAAUGCACCGCUACGCGCAUAGUCCUCUGCAUAGAGAGGCGUGGAAUUGGUGGAAUAGUAUCACCAGGACGCAUCCGCAUUUGAGUAUCUCACAUGAGGUGUAUCAUGCGCCGAAGGGGUGCUGGGAGAAUAUUUAUGUUAAUUAUCAUUUGACUGGGAUUGCGAAUAUGAGAAUCGAUGUUAAAGGUUCUGAGGGAGGGGUGAGACCGAUUGUAGAUGCGAGUAGGGGAGGCCUGAGGACGCAGACGGGGAGAUUGGCGAAAAGUGAUGGGGCGGAUAAUGAGAAGUAUGGGGUUGAUCCUUAUUAG